Molecule: messenger RNA, 5300 nt
Organism: Dromaius novaehollandiae (emu)
Lineage: Eukaryota; Metazoa; Chordata; Aves; Casuariiformes; Dromaiidae
Gene: TIGD4
Product: tigger transposable element derived 4
Exons: 1
Coding region: 613-2160 (515 amino acids)
Cellular component (GO): nucleus
Molecular function (GO): DNA binding
Source: RefSeq, a predicted model, not a curated record
UAGCAACAACAUCCGGGGCCACCGCGCCUCACUCCCCCCCCCCGCCCCGCCACGUGUGCCCCCCCGCCCAUCUCCCCCCCGUCAACACCGCCCUCUCUGCCGGGUUCCGCCCGCGGCUCGGUCCUGCCUGUAUUUUUAUUUUUCGCCCCAGCGGCGGCCGGGGCGGCAGCUCGGCGCUGUAAGGGGCGCUGCGCACCGCCGGCAAGAUGCUCUUAGCGCCUGUUGGUGUCGGGCAGGGAAGGGGGAUGACCACCUGGGGCGUGUAAAUCCCCCCAAAACCCAGAAAUCAGCUACACUUUCAGUGUGCCUGCAGGCAGACUCGUCACUGCAGCUGCAGCCUCCCUUUUUCACUCGUUCUUCCACUUGCGUACGAGGAGACUUCCCCACAGUCAUCUCCGAGGCACCCUGCUAGGCCUCGCCGAGCGCUGGAUGCGCGUCUCGGCUUCGAAGCCCUUUUCCCCUGCCCGGGCGUUCGCGGAGUUAAGAUUGACCGUGCUGGUAGUGACGCGCCGGCGGCUGUGCCAAGGGCGAUGCCUGCGACAGCGGGAUGCUUCGGUCUAAUUAAAGCCGCUGGCAUCCCGGAGCGGCACUCGCAAGGCAACGCGGGGCACCAUGGCGGCGGCUGCGGGGAGCUCUGCGCCGCUGCCCACAGGAAGGAAAAAAAAAAGCAUUUCUAUCGAGGAGAAGAUUGACAUAAUAAGCGCGGUGGAGAGCGGCAAGAAAAAGGCAGACGUGGCAGCGAAGUAUGGCAUAAAGAAGAAUUCGCUGUCUUCGAUUUUGAAGAACAAAGACAAAGUUUUGGAAGCCUUCGAAUCUCUGGGGUUUGAUCCUAAAAGGAAAAGGCUGCGGACUGCUUUCCACACCGAUCUGGAGGAGGCGUUAAUGAAGUGGUACAGGAUCGCUCAGUGCCUGAACGUGCCCGUAAAUGGUCCUAUGCUGCGCCUCAAAGCUAACGACUUUGCCCAGAAACUCGGCCACGGUGAUUUUAAGUGCAGUAACGGCUGGCUUGAUCGUUUCAAGUCAAGGUAUGGGUUAGUGCUCAGAGCGCGGCCGGCAGGAGCAGCUGCGACUGCCGCAGUGGAUGCUUUGACUCUUUGGUACCAAAAUGUUCUUCCUUACUAUUUGAAUGACUACCAGCCAAAAAACGUGUUUAAUGUAAAGGAGACUGGACUGUUGUAUCAGAUGUUACCUAAUAACACAUUUUCAUUUAAAGGGGAAACCUGUUCUGUUGGUAAGCUGAGCCGAGAGCAAAUAACCGUUGUGGUUGGCACGAAUAUGGAUGGCUCCGAGAAGCUUCCUUUGCUCGUUAUAGGGAAAAACAGAAGUCCACGCUGUUUCAAAGAUGUGAAGUCGCUGCCUGUGGACUAUGAAGCAAACGAUAUGGCCUGGAUGACUCCAGAAGUGUUUGAACAGUGGGUGCGUAAACUUGAUGGAAGAUUUCAAGCACAGCAGCGACGAGUAGUUAUUUUUGUUGAUCCCCUCCCGGCUCACUCAGAGGUAAAGAACCUGAAGGCUGUUGAAUUAGUGUUCUUUCCUCCAGACGCUUCCUCAUGUAUAGCUAUGAAACAAGGGGUUAUCAGAAGCUUGAAAGUUAAAUACAGGCACUGUCUUAUCAAGAGAUUUGUUGACUGCGUAGUAGAUAAUAAAGAGUUUAUGUUAACUCUUCUUGAUGCAGUGGAGAUGUUGCACCUGUGUUGGAGGAAAGUAGCACCAGAGACUAUUGUUAAAAGUUACAAGGAAGCAGGAUUCAAGUUAGAAACUGAGGAAAAUGAUAAUAAUGACGCAGAGUUUGAAAGUGAUUUUGACUUGAUUGCACAUGCACUGGCAGCCGGAGUAGAGUUUCCGGAAGGUUUAUCUUUGGAGGAAUGUGAAGCUCUGGAUGAAGGUUUGGCAACUUGUGACGUGCCCACAAGUAAUGAAAGGAUGUUUCAAAGUGCCGAAGAAAGCACUUCAGAUAAAGCUGGGACAUUUGUUGAUGAUGAAGGUGAUGAUGAAGGUGAUGGAUCUCUGGCAGCCAAACAGCCUUUGCCAUCAAAAAAUGAGGCUCUGAGUGCUUUAGAUACCCUUCGAAGGUUUCUCAGGAGUCAAGAUGUGAAUGAUUCCCUUCAUAAUUCCCUAGCUGACCUGGAGGAUUUUAUUCAACACAUAGCAUGUGAAUAAAUAUUGUUAACAAAACAUGUAAUUGAAAAAAGGAGUUAUUUAAGCAAACACAAAUAUGGCAGCUUAUAAUAAGUGUUGCUGCAAAGUUUUCUAGUAUGUCUUGCUCAGGUGCCAAGCUGUACAUAAUAAAUGAAAUUUGAAAUUAUGAAAAAGGGCUGUGAACUGAAGUCUUCCAAAAAUUAGGAGGAAAGAAAAUAAACUUUCAGGUGGAGAGAGGAAAUAACUUGAACUUUAAUAUGGUGACUGUAGUAGGUACAACAGACACAAAAAUAAUUCUUACAAGUUCUUCUGUGCACUCUGGGUGGACUGGUGCCCACUUGGAAAUCUGUGUCCAUGGAGAGGUUAGCACUUCUUCAACAUGGAUAUUCACUAAUAUCUUUGGUAUUAUUUAACAGUAGAACAGUAAAUAUUUAUGAGCUUGGUGCUACACAAAAAAUUGAAUAACACAGAAAAUUGACACUUGAGUCCUGAGAACCAAGGGCCUUUUUUAAAGUAGAAUUUUCUUGUACUUGUUCAACAAUCUUGGCCAUAGGUUUUUCUUAAGUGAUGAACAGCAGAAAGUUAGCAGCUUUGAAUGUGUUUUGUUUUCUUAAAGCUGCUCCUGUGUGGAUAUACAUGAGUGGCAUAAUUAUUUAUCAGUCAAAAGACAAGCAAAACUUUACUUGUUCUUUGAAGGAUUAUUUUCCCAAAAUGGGUCAAGAAGGAAGGUCAUGCUUCUCCCUUCCAGCGUUUUUGACAUUUGGAUUUCUUUAGGCCUUUCUGUUCAACUGUAUGUAUUUCUGCAGUAAAAUCUGCCCUUGAAAACUUACUAAGAUCUUGCUGUAUUUACUGUAGUUAGUAAUAAAACAAAGUACUUAAACCUGUCUUCAUACCUGUGCAGUGCUGUAUAGCAUGGAGACUUUGCUGUAGGAUUCUAUGCACCAGUGCAGUUUACUAUUACAGACACCAUUAGCAGGGGGGUUGCCGGUAUUAUUGCAGUUUGAAUGAAGUAAAUCAUAGUACAUUCACAAGCCUUCAAGCAUGUGUUUCAAUCAGUGUAAUCAUACCAUAGCCAAAAAUCUGAAUACAUAUGAGGCCUACUGUUGGUGACUUUUUUUUCAAAACCUUAUACAUUUUAGCCUCUUUUAAAUAUUUUCCAUAUCUACCAAUUUUAGCUUUUCAAAAGUUAGAGAUGUUCAUUUUUCUAAUUUAGAGGGAGAAUAAAAUGUUUUAUGGAAGCCCUUUAGGAAAUCUGUAUAAUAAAAGUAUCCAUUAUGGGGCUGAGCUGUGAGAAACAAGCUCUUGCUUAUUUGAAUGUUUAAUUUUCAAAAAAUGGCUUGGCUAAAGCUUUGUUUACUUUCCUGGUGGAGGACAGUUUAUCAGUUUGCUUUUCAGAAAACAUUGUAUCAAAAUAUUGUAAGAAAGUGAAAAUACACAUUUUUUAUGUGAGAAAAUUCCUAUGGCUAAAGUGUAUGAAUGUUUUACUAGACUCUCUAAAAAAAUUAUCUUGUGGUUUCCUAUUAUAAAAUAUCUAAUGUGAAUUCCAUCCAGAACAUAUUCUGAUGAGAUGCCUCUGUUGAAAUUCAAAUAAAUAAAGCCCUACCCAGAGAUUUAUAGAUUCUGUGAAAGAGGUAUUCCCCUCCAUUAUCUAACUAUUUUGUUAAAAUACAGGUACAAACUUUUUUAAAUUCAGAAGUUGUGUCAGGAAACAAUCACUAAAUGUCACUUGCUUGAAUACUUUAAAUUGAGCUUUUUUUUUUUCCUUCGCUAAGCUUAUUUUAAGUUUGUAUAAAUCCCAUAGAACCCUGUGGAUAAUUUUACUCCACAAAUCUUACGAUUCAAAGCCCAUAUUUUUCUACUCAGCAGUUUCUCUUGCUAAAGGUAAAUUUAGGGAAAAGUAAAGUAGUGUGUCCCUGUUUCUAUUAUCCAUAUGGUAGAUUCCUAUGUUCUUUAAGAUUGGACUCUACGUGGACCUGCUCAGCCUGGGAUCCUGAGGAGACGCUGUGUUUCCUUCUAAGGGAAUUCAGAGUGUGAAGUGCUGAUCUCAUGAGAAAGGCUUGCCUAAGUGAGCAGCAAACCUUAGUUAAGCAAGGGUUUAAUCUCCAAGAUCUGUUGUCUUUGCGUGGUGCAGCUUCCAAGACCAGGAGAUCUGACAUAACCUAGUUAGCUGAUGACUAAGGAAUUUAAUUCUUGGAUAUUUACUGAGUGCUGUAAUACUCACUCAUGGAAAUAAAAGGGAGAAUAUUCUAACUGGGGCAGGACUUUGAAGGUGAAUUGUGGAACUUGCUUUAUAAAACAAACAAAUGAGUUGGCAAGAUUCCUUUUCAGAAUAUAUGACUUUCUUUCUAGCCUCUUUCUUUCUGAGAAGGCAAGCUAAAAUGCACUCACUAAAAUAAUUUUUUAGGCCAUCCACUUUGUAUUCUAACACGAUAGCUUUCAAAAUUAUUUAGGAGUCCAAAUAUUUCUUGUCACUUGGAUUUUGUUCAUAUUUAUUGUUGAAUACAGAAUUUGAGAACCAUCUUCGAAGCUUGAUGCUGCUUCAGGUGUCCGUCCAUAGGUGAAAUGGAGACUCCUUAGAUCCUAAGUGCUAACAGUGAAGGAGAAUGUGGUAGUGUUAGUAAUUUUAGUCUGCGUACACCAUCUGAGCUGGAGAUUGCUUGAUACUGUUCAGGUAAACCUUCAAGACAUUGGUUCUUGUAGUCUGUGGUGGCAUCUGUUAGAGACAGAAGAGGAGGGACAUUGCUUUAGACUGCACAUAUUUAAAAUAAGAAUCUUUUCUACAAAAGGCAGGUUAGUACGGUGGUCAUUUCCUUUAAUACUUCAGAUGUUAUUUUGAACAACUGUGUGGUUUUUUUCCUGUACCCUUCCCUACUUCCUCCUAUAGUUAGAUAAGAAUUAUGUACUUUAGCUUCAAGUCAGUGAGGUCACUUUCUGUAUCCCAAAGUUACUUCUGGAAGUAUGAACUGAAAAUAUGAAGCCUUAAGAAUAAAAGUAACUUCCAAACAAGGCCAAAAAGGAAAAAAGAAAAGUGCACUUGAUUUAAUCAAAAACAACCUCAGAGAGUUAUUCUUGAAACCAGUAAUAUGUAAAAUUAAGUAUUCUUUUCAAAAUAAUAUCUGCAUUGGAAAAUGUUAAUAAAAAUUACAUUAUUUGCAAUUUUA